AUGUUGCAUCUCCUUAUUACUUUGCCUUUGCUUGCUGUUAGGUUUUUAAUCAUGCUUCGAGCAUUCAAACGCACAGGUGGUAGGUUUGAGAGCCAUCUUUCAAGGUGGCAGCAUUAUCAUAAAUCUGUCCUGGCAAUCAGAAGAGAGGAUGUCAAUGCCUGGGAAAGAAGAGCCCCGUUAGCCCCACGGCACGUCAAACUUUUAACCAACCUGGGCUACAAAGUUCUGGUGCAACCGUCCAAUCGAAGGUCCAUCCAUGAAAAAGUAAGUCCUGACAUUUUUGUUGUUGAUCACGAGGGUAGGAGCGGCGUACAGUUUGUUUCUUGUGCACGUCUAAUCACAAUUAUUGGGCCCUUGAUGUUACAAUGCCCAUAGUGGUUUUAUGGGUGCUGAUGAAGCCUCUUGGCAGUGAUUGGCCGAACUGCUCUGAUGUCACAGAGGGACUGAGCAAGCCACAAAGUUUGCUGUUGCUGUUUGAGCUGCCUUUGUUUUCUGGAGUGGGGCAGAGCAGGGUCCAGAAGGCCCUAGAGAAGGAGAGGUUGAAAAAGCAAGCACAACAGACUUGGGAAAGAGGUGGUAGGCACCAGACAAGUUUGUAGAACUGGGCAGCACCUAGGAAAAGAGGGCUGGAAGGAGGAGUGUGUGAAUGAAUGACAGGAGGAGAAGGGGCAGCGAGGAAGGAGCUGCAGAUGAAUGAGUGGACGAUGGAAGAGUUGGAAGCAGCAGAGGGGACGGAGGUUGACAAAGUGGUGACUUCAGUGCGGGGUCCAGGCCCCACUCAGCAGAAUGGGCAAACCCCAACAGGGCCAGCACCCCCCAAUUUAAAGUAAAUGAAGUAAAACAGCACCUGAACUCCUCCCAUAAUAAGUCCAUAAUACGCUGAGAGUCUAAAAUUACUUUAACAGCCCCACUGAGAUCACAUAAAGAUUUAUGGAAUCAAUAUUGUGGUGGCCUAUGGCUUUAAAAAAUUAAGGUUCAUUCGUAUAUGAACCCACAAGCCACAUCUUUGGCUGAAAGCCUCCCCUCUUUCUGAUAUGAAAAUAGCAAUCCUUGUGUACUGCCAUUUUGCUCUGGCACCGAGUGUGUGGUUUCAUUUAGAAAUGGCAGGUGAGAACGAUACCCCUCAUAAGUGGGGAAGGAAUCUCUUCUCCCCCACCCACAGGAGUGGAUAGCCAGUAUAGAAAUAAGGCUCACCUUCUGGAAUAGCAUCUACUGAACUAUCUCGAUAUUUUCUGCCUUUGUUCAGUUUGGCUCAAGACGUCAAUUCCUCUUCAAUGCUUUGUUUGCAGGACUAUGUUAAAGCUGGCGGUAUUAUACAGGAAGACAUUUCAGAGGCCUGCCUGAUUGUGGGUGUGAAGAGGCCGCCGGAGGAUAAGCUAAUUCCCAACAAGAACUAUGCAUUCUUCUCUCAUACUAUUAAAGCUCAGGAGGCAAAUAUGCCCUUGUUGGAUGAGAUCCUGAGCAAGGUAAUAUUUCACUUACCGAGGAUUGCUAACUAUUAUUAUAAUAUGGUGAAACGGUCAGUUCAGCAGAAUGAGAGGAUUUGCAAAGUGCAAUAUUGGGUUUUCAUGAUGCGGCAAUGAAUUGACGGCAGUGUGUUUUAGUAGCAUAAAAGGCAACUCACUCUACGUGGGGCUGCCCUUGAGACUGAAACUCCGGCGGGUGCAGAAUGCCACGGCGAGACUCCUUAAGGGGUCCUCGCUGCGGGAUCAUAUUCAUCCGGUGCUAUACCAGCUGCACUGGCUCCCGGUGGAGUACAGGAUCAGGUUUAAGGUGCUGGUUUUAACCUUUAAAGCCCUGUAUGGCCUAGGACCCUUGUACCUACGGGACCGCCUCUCCUGGUAUGUCCCACGGAGGACCUUACAGUCUUCAAAUAAAAACAGCUUGGAGAUCCCGGGCCACAGGGAGGUUAGGCUGGCUUCAACCAGAGCCAGGGCUUUUUCGGCUGUGGCCCCGAUCUGGUGGAACACUCUGUCACAAGAGACUACAGCCCUGCAGGACUUGACAUCUUUCCACCAAGGCACAGUCUGACCCCCUCCUUCUGUAAUCCUCAUAGAACUCUAGCCCAAUGGUUGCCAUUAAUUUGAUUCUGAAUUGAUUUUAGAAUGUAUUUCAAUUAAUUGACUGUGAUUUUAUGUAAACUGUGUUAUUUUUACUGUUGUUAGCCACUCUGAGCCCAGCUUCGGCUGGGGAGGGUGGGAUAUAAAUAAAAUUUUAUUAUUAUUAUUAGUGAACUCAGAGUAGACCCAUUGAAAUAAAUGCACUCAAGGCACAUUUUCCCUGGUCUAACCCCCUACUGAGAUGAAUGGAAGUGGCUUUGCCUCUUUUUAUUUAGAAAUCCCAUUUAUCUCAUAGGAGACGUUCUCAAAGCAUUGCUGUAUAAAAGAAUCGAAGCGACUUCCUUUACAUGCAUCUUUCUAUAAAUGGCAGGGGCUGCUGUGAUUUGAUUUUAAUUUUUAGUGUACUGAGAUGAAUGGAGCCUGAGAACAAAUGUAUUCGGUGUGUUGUACUUGCAGAACAUUCGACUGAUAGAUUACGAGAAAAUGGUGGAUCACAGAGGAGUGCGAGUUGUAGCCUUCGGAAAGUGGGCUGGCGUUGCAGGUAUCUAAAGAAAAUUAAUACUGUGUUUUGGCCAUUUUCAACCGGAAGGAAUUCCAUGUCUUUGCACCUGCUAGCUUUUAUUUAUUUAACUUACUCAUUCGCUAUAAAAGCAUUAACACACUGCUUAAUGUUAUAUUAAAAAAAUCUCUAAACAGUAAUUAGUGAGCAUGGGAAUCAGGGAGGAUUCAGCAGAAUGCUUCUGCUAUGCCACCAUCGAGAUUUUUGCAUUUUAUUUUAUUUAUUCUAUUUUUUUAUUUAUACUUUGCAGGUUUAUACAUUUCACUAAUUUUACAAUCCUUUUGACAUUUCAAAACUUUACUUCCUUCCCUCUCUUUUUGUAGUUCCUUAAAUUUAUUUUUAUUAUCAUUAAUAAUAAUAUACUAUUUAUACCCUGCCCAUCUGGCUGGGCUUCCCCAGCCACUCUGGGCGGCUUCUAACAAAAUAUUAAAAUACAGUAAUGCAUCAAACAUUAAAAGCUUCCCUAAACAGGGCUGCCUUCAGAUGUCUUCUAAAAUAUCCAAAUAGCUGCAUAUCCAAGUUAACUUAAUUUGCUCAUUUAUUCGUCUUUAAAUAUAUACUCUUAUGAAACUGCAGGUUAUUACAAUAAUCCUGCCAAUGUUCUUAUCUGUUUACAAUUUAUCUGUAAAUAUUCAAUGAACCAUUUCCACUCUUUUCUAAAAAGUUAUCUUAAGUUUUUGUAUCCAUUCUUCCUGUGCGGGGACUUCUGCUUCUUUCCAUUUUGGGGUGAGUAACGUUAUUGCCACUGUAGUAACAUACAUGAAUAAGUUUCUGUGCAGUUUCGGUAGUUCUUUCCCUAUAAUUCCGAAAAGGACAGCUUCUUGUUGUUGUUUCUUACUCAGGUUAUUUUAAACAUCCUUUUCAUUUCAUUAGAUAUCAUUUCCCAGUAAGCUUUAACCUUACUACAAGACCACAACAUAUGAUAAAAAAAACUUCUUUCUCUUUACAUUUCCAACACUUAUUUGAUUUAGAUUUAUACAUUUUUGCCAAUUUACUUGGAUUUUUCACCUUAAGUGAGACAUAAGAAACUUGGGAAACUGCCUUCCAUCUGGUCCGUACUACUCGUCUGUGAGGAGGUGUUGUGUGAAUAGUGUAUAUGAACGUGCAUGAGUGCUGGCUGUGCACAUGUGAGUCCAGGUACACGCCUGUAACAUGCCUAUCCCUGUAAAAUCUGCUUUGGCAGUGGCAUUCCAGCAGGGCUUUUUUUCCAGCCAGAACUCCCCAUAAAUCAGUUCCAGCACCUCUCAGGUGGGUGCCAUUGCUGUUAUAAGAAAACAAGGGAGCCUGUUCAUUGCGAGUUCCAGCAUCUCUUUUUCUAGAAAAAUAGCACUUCUUUCCAGGGUCUUGAGCCAGGUCUUGCCUGAUCCAUUUAUAACUAGACACAGUGAAACCUGGGAGCUUUUGCAUGCAAAGAGCUUCACUAUUGCAUUAUGGCCUUUCUUAUUUUUUAAUUUUUAAAAAUAAAGAUACUAAGACACAUUUGGGAAACAGGAGAAUGAAACCCCCGCUAAAAUAUUCUGUUUGAAGCAACUAUCAGGAAAUAAGGAUUUGUUUUAAGUUUUUCAUGUAUACUAAAACUCAGUCUAAGCUUCUUCUUUUUUAAAACAAAAUUGUUUAACCACAUCAGUUAACAAACAUGGAUGCAUAUGCUAUAAUGUUAAUGUUUGAGUUAAAUAAAUUCUUUAAAUUGUUAUUAAGGAAGUGAUUAUUUUUCUCCUUCCAAUAAAGUACAGCAAAAAAGUCCAAAUAGAAACAGUUAACUUAUUAAACCUCACAAUGAUUUCAUAAUUAUCUGUCUAUGUAUUUCUAAUAGUAUAAUCAAAUCAGUAAUUUUCGAUAUAACUGUAAAAACUACUCUGAAAUUUUAUUAUUCCAAAAAUGAAACCGUCACCUGGUCGUAAAUAUUAAGAUUAUACCAGCAAGAACAAGUCUUUCUGUAAAAAAAAAGAAAGAAAAAAAAAGAUUUAAAUCAAGUCUUACUGACUAAUGAUUUAAAUCGUGAUUUAAAUUGAUUUGAUUUAAAUCAAAUCCACCUUGGGCUUGGAUGACUGUUGGGUUUGUGGUGGAUGUUCCGCCUUGCCCAGGCACUUGGAGCAAAUGGGUCGUUGGUCCCUUGAGGCAUUGUGACUCUAGAAUUCCCUUUAAUUUUCCUUACUUCUCUCACCAGUUUGACUCUGCUGCAGCAUUUAAUAAGUCUGUGUACUGUACUAACUGUGUAUUAUGUAAUUCUGAACCAGGUAUGAUCAACAUUUUACAUGGAAUGGGAUUGCGAUUUCUUGCCCUAGGGCAUCAUACUCCUUUUAUGGUAAGUCUCUCUCCCUCUCUUUCUAUAUAUAUAUAUAUAUAUAUAUAUAUAUAUAUAUAUAUUACCGGGGGAAUAUGGCAGUGGAGGGGUAGGAUGGGUAGAUUUUUGUUAAUUUGUCCCAAAGGCCUAUUGACUCCAUCAUCAUCAACAACAUCAUCAUUUUGUUAUUUAUACCCCAACCAUCUGGCUGGGUUUCCCCAGUCAUUCUGGGUGGCUCCCAACAGAACACAAAAACAGAAUAAAGCUUCAAACAGGGCUGCCUUCAGAUGUCUUCUAAAAGACAGAUAGUUGUUUAUUUCCUUGACAUCUGGUGGGAGGGCGUUCCACAGGGCAGACGCCACUACCGAGAAGGCCCCCUGCCUGGUUCCCUGUAACCUCACAGUGAGGGAACCGCCAGAAGGCCCUCGGAGCUGGACCUCAGUGUCUGAGCUGAACAAUGGGGGUGGAGAUGCUCCUUCAGCUAUACUGGGCUGAGGCCUUUUAGGGCUAUAGAGGUCAGCACCAACACUUUGAAUUGUACUCAGAAACGUACUGGGAGCCAAUGUAGGUCUUUAAGGACCGGUGUAAUAUGGUCUUGGCAGCCACUCCCAGUCACCAGUCCAGCUGCCUACUGACAUUAAUCUCUUCCUGGUUUCAGCACAUUGGUAUGGCCCAUAACUACAGAAACAGUAGCCAGGCUGUCCAAGCAGUCCGCGAUGCUGGUUACGAAAUUUCACUAGGCUUGAUGCCAAAGUCUAUUGGACCCAUAACAUUUGUGUUUACAGGCACCGGCAACGUGUCUAAGGUAAGGCAUUCUUCAAAUGCAUGGCACUAGUACAUUUUCUCAUUGCAACUGAGAUAUUGGCUUCUUCUUGUACAUAUAAGGCUUGUUCAUAUCUUCCAAUAAAGCUAUAGGCCCGUUUUACUGCAUUUCUGUUCCUUCCACACAGGAAUAAUGAGAUGUGCACAUAAAUUUUCCCAUGUGACGGCUGGAACAUAGGAAGCUGCCUUAUAUUGAAUCAGAUCAUUGGUCCAAGUCAGUGUUCGAAAUUAGCCAGGCGCGUUUUGCUACUGGCGUGGGUCCAGUGGUGACCACAUGGAGAUUUCUGGGAGCCAGGUUGGCAACUGGGCCUUACUCCACAGUUGAUACAAUUUUAAUUUCCACUGCGUGUGUUUCUCCUUCUUGCAUACUGGGAUGAGUGAAUUGUUGUAAGAGCAAGCUGCAGUCAAGCAGUGUGUUGUUGUUGUUUAGUCAUUUAGUCGUGUCCGACUCUUUGUGACCCCAUGGACCAGAGCAUGCCAGGCACUCCUGUCUUCCACUGCCACCCACAGUUUGGUCAAACUCAUGCUGGUAGCUUCGAAAACACUGUCCAACCAUCUCGUCCUCUGUCGUCCCCUUCUCCUUGUGCUCUCCAUCUUUCCCAACAUCAGGGUCUUUUCUCUUCUCAUGAGGUGGCCAAAGUAUUGGAGCCUCAGCUUCAUGAUCUGUCCUUCCAGUGAGCACUCAGGGCUGAUUUCCUUAAGAAUGGAGAGGUUUGAUCUUCUUGCAGUCCAUGGGACUCUCAAGAGUCUCCUCCAGCACCAUAAUUCAAAAGCAUCCAUUCUUCGGCGAUCAGCCUUCUUUAUGGUCCAGCUCUCACUUCCAUACAUCACUACUGGGAAAACCAUAGCUUUAACUAUACGGACCUUUGUUGGCAAGGUCUCUGCUUUUUAAGGUGCUGUCAAGCAGUGUAGUUGAGAUCAAAGAAUCAUAGUAUUGUAGCAUGGGAAGGGACCCCAAGGGUCAUAGACAAAUAGACAUUUCGUUGUUGGGAUGCAAGGUGCCAUAUGGUGCCUAGCUUAUAUGCCUAAGUUUCUAACACUGGUCCCAAGUCUGUGUCUAAGUCAGAUCAUUGGUCAUUGUCUGCAUGGACUGACAGCAGCUAGGAGUCUUGCUGACCUACCUGGAAAUGCCAGGGAUUGGAACCUGUGACCUUUUGUGCAAGGCAUUUGUUCUUCCACUGAUCCUGAGCCCCUUAAACUAGUAGGAUGAACAUGAUCUGUGGGUCUCUAGCUGUGUUUAUGCUGCCACUGCUGUUUGAUUUCUGCCCUUGAGGAGCACCCAACCAUCUGGAGAAGGUGCAAAGGGUUUGGAGGAGUUGGAUGGUUGAAGGUCUAGGUAGCAAGUAUACAAUCUGGAAUAAUAUGAUAGAAAACUUGGACAAAAGCAGACAGAAGGCGAUGCCUGAGGUCAUACACUGAAUGAUGUGCUAGUUCCACAAUUUGAACUCCAGUCUUCCAGGUUUAAAUCCAGAACCACUCUCUCUCUCUCUCUCUCUCUCAUGUGUAGAGGAUAGUCCUUGGCAGAAGUGUUGUUCCUGUGACUGCCCAAUACCUUGCAUUUUAUUUAUUUUUUGGUAAAUCUAACCUCACUAUCAGUCUUACUUUUAUCCACAGGGUGCCCAAGAAAUGUUCAAUGCCCUCCCUUGUGAGUUUGUGGAGCCCCAUGAGCUGAAGGAGGUCUCUCGAACUGGAGGUAGGGUAUUCUGGGAUGGGCUUCAGAAGCUCUGCGGGGUACGUUGUUUCUCUUUUAUUUACAGUGCUCCUCUCCACAGACCUCAGAAAAGUCUACGGGACGGUGUUGAGUCGACACCACCAUCUUAUAAGGAAGACCGAUGGUGUGUAUGACCCGGUGGACUAUGACAAGCACCCAGAACACUACACCUCUCGUUUCAACACGGAUGUGAGUACACCUCUCCCAUUAUUGUACCCUUAAGUGUUCCAAGAGAGUCAGCCUCUGCCCUAUAAUUACCAUGACCUCUGUUACCCACGACACCCAAUUUCCUGUCGGUGUAGCUCAUGUGACCAAUGUGCUUUUCUUUAAAAAAAAAAAUUAAGCUGAUGAUUCUCAUAUAUAUAAUUUUUCUGUUUUACAAUUUAGAAUACUCAUUUAAGCAUCCUUAAAAUAUCCAUGCAUUCCCUUCUUCUCUUUCCAUGGUUCAUUUUGCAUAUCAUAAAUCCCUGCGUAUUUUACAAAAACUAAACCAUUCAGUAUUCUGUUAUUACAUCCAUCAAAACUUACUUACACGGUUGAAUUUAUCUUAAUGCUGCCCAUGUUUUCAAAUGUGCAUAAUUCCCCCCCCCCCAUAUAUUCAAUAAACGUUUUCCAGUCUUCUUUAAACGUAUGCUCUUCUUGUUCUCUUAUUCUGUGUGUUAAGUCUGCAAGCUGUUCACAUUCUAUCAGCUUAAAGUUCCCAUUCUUUAUUUGGGACCUCGCUCGUUUUCCAUUUAAGCUGAUGAUUGUCUAGAUGCCUGUUGCAUCUAGAGAACCUCCUGGUUCCAUGACCAGAUGAUAAAGUGAGGCAUGCUAUCAGCAUCAAGGAUUUGCAUCACAUAGUUAUUGAAUCACAUAGUUAACUAUUUGGAUCAAGGUGUUGGUUCCUUACAGGAUAAGAAGAAAUUGCAGCUUUAUUUUACAGAUUGCACCUUACGCUACUUGCGUGAUCAAUGGGAUCUACUGGGAGCAGCAUACUCCACGGCUGCUAAGCAGGCAGGAUGCGCAGCGACUUCUGGCUCCUCUGCGACCUUCUGCUGCUGCUACUGAGGGAUGCCCACAAUUGCCACACAAGUAAGAAGCUUGUAUUUGGUGAUAGCAGGCAUCAGUGAAAUCGGUGCUGGGGAUCCUCUGUUUUGUUUUUCUUUUGAGGACUGUAUUUGCUCAGAGGCAAUCUUAUGGGGACUGAAACUAGAAGUGGGUGGGGCCAGAGCUAAAAAUUUGACUUGGCUUAAAGUUUGUUCUGUCAUGGAAUUCUACUCAAUAUUGAUCCAGAGUAGAACUCUGAUGUAUAAUUAGCAGAGUAAAAACUUAAACACAUUGCAGGAUUCCCCAAAAAUAGACCAGAGGCAAUUGUAUUUCAUCCAGCAGAGCUUUACUUCUUGGUUCUCCAGCUGUUUUUUGGACUAUAAUUCCCAUCAUCCCUCACCACGGGUCUUGCUAACUUGGGAUUGAUGGGAAUUGUAGUCCAAAAACAGCUAGAGAACCAAAUUUUAGGAAACCCUGGUCUAGAACCAUCCCCUGUUUGAAAUCUUUACUAAGGUUCCCUGAGGAGAGUAUUUUGUUGAGUACUAAUGGCAGACUAAAUCUGUCUUGUUCGGCUGUUGAUUUCUUCAGACAUUAUUGAUGGCAGUUCACUUGGGAGUUGUAUCUUUAAGACUUUAAAAAACUGAAAAUCAUUUAUUGGCUAUGUGGCUGUUGUUUUUUUUAAUAGACUUGUUGCAAUAUGUGACAUCUCUGCAGACACUGGAGGGUCUAUAGAAUUUAUGACAGAAUGUACAACAAUAGACAGCCCCUUCUGCAUGUAUGAUGCCGAUCAGCAUAUUAUCCACGACAGGUGAGAGGGUCUUCCUAAUUUUCUUUUGUGUUGAAAAACUCAGUUUUAAAGCAACACACAGUUAUUUCGUAGUGUUGCAUUUAAUUGUGAUUGAUACAGUUGAUGUGUCUCCAAGCAUGCACGGACUUGGAUCUUGGAGGUUAAGUAGCUUAACAAAAUGCACUAGAGGAAACUUCUUGCAUUCCUAUUUUGUGCAGGAAGGUCACUCACACACAAAAAAAGCCACUUUGGAAGGUCGGUGGCCUUCCUGCACAAAAUAGGAUUGACAAGGUGCCCCAUGAUAUUCUUGUAAAGAAGCUGGUAAAAUGUGGUCUUGACUAUGCUACCACUCAGUGGAUUUGUAACUGGCUGAUUGACCGAACCCAAAGGGUGCUCAUCAAUAGUUCCUUUUCAUCCUGGAGAAGAGUGACUAGUGGGGUGCCACAGGGUUCUGUCUUGGGCCCGGUCUUAUUCAACAUCUUUAUCAAUGACUUGGAUGAUGGACUCAAGGGCAUCCUGAUCAAAUUUGCAGAUGACACCAAACUGGGAGGGGUGGCUAACACCCCAGAGGACAGGAUCACACUUCAAAACGACCUUGACAUAUUAGAGAACUGGGCCAAAACAAACAAGAUGAAUUUUAACAGGGAGAAAUGUAAAGUAUUGCACUUGGGCAAAAAAAAUGAGAGGCACAAAUACAAGAUGGGUGACACCUGGCUUGAGAGCAGUACAUGUGAAAAGGAUCUAGGAGUCUUGGUUGACCACAAACUUGACAUGAGCCAACAGUGUGACGCGGCAGCUAAAAAGCCAAUGCAAUUCUGGGCUGCAUCAAUAGGAGUAUAGCAUCUAGAUCAAGGGAAGUAAUAGUGCCACUGUAUUCUGCUCUGGUCAGACCUCAUCUGGAGUACUGUGUCCAGUUCUGGGCACCACAGUUCAAGAAGGACACUGGCAAACUGGAACGUGUCAGAGGAGGGCAACCAAAAUGGUCAAAGGCCUGGAAAUGAUGCCUUAUGAGGAACGGCUAAGGGAGCUGGGCAUGUUUAGCCUGGAGAAGAGGAGGUUAGGGGUGAUAUGAUAGCCAUGUUCAAAUAUAUAAAAGGAUGUCACAUAGAGGAGGGAGAAAGGUUGUUUUCUGCUGCUCCAGAGAAGCGGACACGGAGCAAUGGAUCCAAACUACAAGAAAGAAGAUUCCACCUAAACAUUAGGAAGAACUUCCUGACAGUAAGAGCUGUUCGACAGUGGAAUUUGCUGCCAAGGAGUGUGGUGGAGUCUCCUUCUUUGGAGGUCUUUAAGCAGAGGCUUGACAACCAUAUGUCAGGAGUGCUCUGAUGGUGUUUCCUGCUUGGCAGGGGGUUGGACUCGAUGGCCCUUGUGGUCUCUUCCAACUCUAUGAUUCUGUGAUUCUUGGUGGGGAGAAGUGGAACUGCCUCUGAAGACAGUUCGGAAACUUCAGCUGGUGCAGAAUUCAGCUGCCAGGUUGCUCACAGAGAAAAGAUGGUUUGAGCAUGUAAAACCAAUCCUGGUCAGAACGCACUGGCUGCCAAUUAGUUUCUGGGCCCAAUACAAAGUGCUGGUUUUGACCUAUACAGUGGUACCUUGGGCUACAGACGCUUUGGGUUGCACUGUUUCAGGUUACAGACGCGCCAAAACCCGGAAGUACCAGAAUGGGUUACUUCCAGGUUUCGGCACUUGCGCAUGCGCAGAAGCGCCAAAUCGCGUCAUGCAUGGACACAGAUGCAGCGCUGCGGGUUGCGAGCGCGGCAGGUUGUAAACAUGUCUCCUGCACAGAUCACGUUUGCAACCUGAGGUUCCACUGUAAAGCCUUAAGUGGGUGUGGGCCACAAUAGCACAAAGACUGCCUCUCCCCGUAGGAAACUUCCUAGACCGUAGCUGUCAACUUUCAGAUUUGAAAAUAAGGGAUCAGCAGCCUUGAAAAUAAGGGAUCAGCAGCCUCACCUGUCCCGGGAACAGUCUACGGGACAAUCCGGGAUAGCAGCGGGAAGCAGCAGGAAACAGCGCUGGAAUAAAGGAAUUUCCCGCAAAAAAAAGGGAAGGUUGACAGCUAUGUCUUAGACCCUGCGAUCAUCAUCUGAAACCCUUCUUCAAGUGUCUCCUCCAGGAGAGGCCUGGAGGGGUGCAAGGAGCCUUUUCUGCAGUGGCUCCCCACUUGUAGCAUGCCAGAGAGGCUCGUCUUCCUAUCAUAGCUUUAGGCGCCAGGCAAAAACAUUUGUGUAAAAAAAAAAACACUUUAAAAUGUUUUUAUAAAAAGAGAGAAAUAGUGCACAAAGCUUUUAUUGCCUGGAUUCAAAUUUUUGUCUCUUCUAGUGUGGAAGGAUCAGGGAUUUUGAUGUGUUCCAUUGACAAUCUGCCAGCUCAGCUUCCUAUAGAAUCAACUGAAUGCUUUGGAGACAUGCUUUUCCCUUACAUUGAAGAGAUGGUAAGUGGGCAACUUGUUUCUAUUUUGAGUGUUUACGUGUUUGUGCAUUGGGGAGCUUCUGGCCUGCCCCGUAGGUAGGAAAUCUGCUGUAAAACUUAACUGGCAGAAAUGAAGUGUUUCUUAGAAACUAAUUCAGACUACACAAGGUAGAAACUUCUCAAAUAACAGUCUUUGGCGGGACCUUUCCCCCUCGUCUUCUGAAACCUAUGGCUACUAAACACAGGUGACAUGGAAAGUUGUGCAGACCUCUCUUAAAAGAGCCGUUCCAAUAAAUGUAUUUAUCCAUUUUGAUGAAUAGAAUUUUGAUUCUUUACAGUAUGCAUUUUUCACAGGUAUGAUCUGGCCAGUUGCAUAAGUGUUCUUUUUCAGAGGGGAAUUAACUCUGUGUGUGUGUGUGUGUGUGUGUGUGUGUGUGUGUGUGAAAAUUCAUUUCCUGCUAAUACCCAAAUCUUAGUGGCUGUGUUGUGACAAGACAUCAUGUUCACUACAGUUGUACCUCAGGUUACAAACACUUCGGGUUACAGACUCUGCUAACCUGGAAGUAGUACCUCAAGUUAAGAACUUUACCUCAGGAUGACAACAGAAAUUGCGCGGCGGUGGCGGCGUGGCGGCAGCAAGAGGCUCUAUUAGCUAAAGUGGUACCUCAGGUUAAGAACGGUUUCAAGUUAAGAACAGACUUACAGAAUGAAUUAAGUUCAUAACCAGAGGUACCACUGUACAUGGGAUUCAGGCUGAUAAGGAAAAAAAUCUUGGGGUGUGGAUUUGUUCCGCUGUCCAGCUUAUUGUGGUGCCACUCCCCGUGGAUCUCUCUGGACAGCAAAGGAUGAGUCUGCAAUCAAGUUAAAGAAGCAAAACAGCAGUCAGUAGACCUGAUCCUUAUUUGUUGCAACAACGUUCAAACGCACAAAGUCCUCUCCCCAUUUUCCACAAUACAUUUUUCAACAGCAUCAUUGAUACAUCACAGAUAUGUCACAAAGUAGGAGUGUUUGCCAUGUAGAAACAUGAGCCCAUCACCCACUCCUGUCAACAGCCCCAGUUCUCAACACCUUUUAACUACCCUCUUUCCCAAAGAGCAAUAAAGCUAGCUGCAAGGCUUUCCUGCGCUUCGCCUUUGAAAGUAUCCACCAUCCUGAUGGAUUUCUGUCUAGGGUAUGAUCUGCCCUUGAUCGCCUCCUGCCUCCUAUUGUGAGGCUAAGUUUACACCUAUGGAGGGGCAAGGAGUAUGUGACCUUAUGUUUAUGGGAUUAUGGGGGCAGGGGGAGCCCUGGAUUCCCCUCUUCCAGAGGAGUCAUUAGCCAUUGGAACCAAAGAAAUCGGUCAAACCGUUGAAUUCAGAACAAAAAGAACAUCUAUAAACAGCCGCAUACCCUUAAUUUCGAGGUUGCCGGGAAUGUAGCUCUGGAGUGGAAAAAAGUUCUCCACCCCUGUCUAUAUACUGACUGGCAUCUCUCCAGGGCUUCAUACCAGUCUUUUCCAGCCCGCACUGGAUUGAACCAGGGAUCUUUUGCAUGCAGAUCCGAUGCUCUGCCCUUGAGCUUAGGAAGCCCUUGCAGUCAAGGCCCAGCAGGUGACAUUUAUAUACCCCUCUUCCUGGUCAUUGUUUUUCAACUCUUCUCUGAAGCUGUGUGUUAAUGGCUUUGGAUGAGUCAUAAGUGGCUGCUUAGAGAGUGUUAAUGGUUGUUGUGUAGACUGGAAGCAAGAAAUUCCAAGAGUCCUGGGCUCCCUUAAUGGCAGCAAGAGCUUUCCUGCGAAUAUCUGCUGCUGCAAAAAGUGAGAGAAUGCCACAAACCAUCUACCCUCCAUACAGUGUUCUGCACUGUGGUGUAGAGCCCCUGUAACAUUUUUUCUUUUGACACAGGUCAUCGUCACAUAAUCUGACCACUUCCAAUUCCCUGUUGAAUUAAAAAGAGGGGGAAAUGAUUAUCUUAUAAAUACUGUAUAGCAAUUUCUUUUUGCUGUUCAUUAAAGGCCUUUUGUAUAUGCUUGUAAUAAUUCAAGUGAUUAACUGUACAAUCCUAUGCAUGGCAAGAGAAAGUGACCAAUAAAUUUAAUUAAUAAAUAAUAAUACAGUGGACCCUCUGGAUACGAAUGUACGGUAAUUCAUUCCAGGGGUCUGUAUGUACCCUGAAAAAUCCACAAGUAGAGGCGCCGCUUCUGCGCACAUGCGUGGUGCAAUAAAGCGCUUCUACGCAUGUAUGUCCGGCGAAACCCAGAAGAAUACACUUCUGGGUUUGCUGUGUUUGCAACCCGAAAGCUAUGUUACCUGAAGGUAACAUAACCUGAGGAUCCACUGUAAUAUACUGGAAGUAAGACCGUCUGAACUGAAGUGUAUGUGUUCUGUGGAGCUUUGCGUAGACAUAGGCCGUAACCAUAAAAAACACCCGGUUUUUGAGUUACCACAAAACAGCCAGACAAGAGUGAGGCAACUACCUCAGGAGACAUAUUCCCAGAGGCAGUUGCAGCAGCAGUAGCCCCUGGCUGUUCUCCCUGAGACCCUGGUCACCCUCCUCUGUUUACACAUGGCCUCUCCCGAGCCUUGGUCCAGGUGCAGUAGGGGACAUAAUCCUGUAACCCGUUUUGAAAUAAGAUUCAGCUCCCGUCCCAUGAGCUGCUGUGUGUGGAAGUGGCUGUGGGCGCCAUCUUGUUUGUCACCUCAGGCACCAAAAUGUCUCAGGCCAGCAUUAAGCAGUGUUUGAAACUCCCAUUGUAUCUAGGCACAUUUUGCGACAGGGAAUUUCAUCAGUUUCUGUGCUCUGGGCGCAGCCCUGCACCUGAGAUUUUUGAUUAAAACUGUAGAGUGGAAGGAAAGGGCGACCUUUUUCUGCCUCCCCACUUCCAGCUACUCUCCGAAGACUGGAGAAGAGACCCUCUUAAAAAUAUUAGGGGUUGGGCAGGGGAAGGACUAGACCUUGUGUAAAUGAACAUAAUAUUUUAGCUGCAGUUCAUUCAUUUUCAGCUUUGUAUUUUUGUUAUUUUUUAAAAAAGCAAGUGCCCAGCCAUUCUGUUCUUGUGCCUGUAACCUCAGUUUCGGGCGCCACUUAGCUCCUAGCUUUCAUAUCUCAGUUUCUAACACUGAGAGUUAGCACUGUGCAUCUUGGGGAGACAAGUUGCUGCAUCACCUGAGGCAGGAAAAUAUCUUGGAGCAGCCCUGGGCAGCUAACUCGCCAGUGUUAACUUAUCUCUUCUCUGGUCAGUCAGCAAAUACAAUCUCAUCGCUUAUCACCACUUUGUGUAGUUAGGAGAGCUUUCCCCAGCCACCCUGUCUCUUAACUUUAGCUCUUGUAUAGGUGAAAGAAUGAGAUUUCCAGAGUUGCACAUGUCUGUCUUGAUUAGUGGUUCCCAAAUCUCUACUAAGGAAACCACAAAUAGAACUUGUCCCUUGUCUUUUUGGCCUUCCCCCUAAUCCUGACUCGGUUCUCCAGCCUGUUGGUCCUGCUUGCCGGCUUCACGCGAUAUAGAUAUACACAGCAACAAGAUUUGUUUCAUGCGUAUUAUAUCUUGCCUAAACGGUGGCACAGCGGCUCUGUGAAGCGGGGUGGAAGGGGAAAGUGAAUCUAGGAAGAAGAAUUUAAUUGACAAUUGAAGGUCAGGAGAAUUUCAGGUCUUCGAAGUAGCCUGACUAGCAACACAGUCUGCAUUUUAAUCUCAGUUUAAAUCUUGACGGUUGCCUUGUUUUUAAUGAAAUAUACUUUUCCGAGACUCUUAUCUGUGAAAGAUAAUUAUCUGUCUGAAAGCAAGUGCUCUGACGGGAAACCUUGAUCUCCACAGCUGUUAUCUGAAGCCUCGGAGCCCCUUGAAAGCCAGAAUUACUCACCUGUAGUUAGAGACGUAAGUCUUGCAAGCCAAUUGACUCCUUUUUUUCUCUCUUAACUUGGGCAUGGCGAGGUCAGCCGCCAGGAAAGUAAUGAUGUGUUUCGUAUACUUUUGUAGGCAGUGAUUGCAUCCAAUGGUUCAUUGACUGAUAAGUAUAAAUAUAUCCAGAAACUGAGGGAGCGCAGGUAAUAUAGCUUUCUCUCCCCACCCCCAGUAUAUCUGACUAAAGUUUUGAAUUGUUGUGUCAUAUUGUGUUUCAAUGCUCAUGGGUUAUUCCUACCUUGUUUUCUGUGGCGAAGCAUGUGUGUGGCACGGCUGUCACAAGUAUUUAUUCUAAUGGCGCUGAUGCAGAAGUCAACUUGGGGACCUUCUCUGCAGGUUGUUCAGAGAUGUGUUAACGAUUCCACAUUUCGAUAAUUUCUUUCCUCUGUGAGUUUGCUGAAAGAAUGCCAUGGGGUCCCCACAGGUCUCUUGGGGAAAAAAUUAAACGGGGUGGUUUUCACUAGAAAAAAUUGACUUCGGGGGGGGGGGACUGUGCUGAGGAGGAGGCAGUGUUCAAAUGAAGGAACUGGCUGCAAAAGAAUAGAAUUGAAAUACAGCCAGAGACAACAGUGAACAGAUCUCAGCUACAUGGGAAAAUUCCUUUCUGAUCUUGUACACGGGAAACAGUGUACUCCAGUGUAGCUCCAGAAGAUGAGAACAAAAUCUAUCCACUGAGCAACCUCAGGAGAAAGUUCUUGAGAUCUUUAAAAAGAUCUAGCUCAGGGAUUGGGGACCCAGCUGCCCUCCUGAUAGUCUUUGGUUCCCCACUUCUCUGUGGUACUGGAAGUUGCAGUCCAACAGGGAGUAGAAGGCAAAGGAUGAGGCUCCUUGUUCUAGGUUCUCAGCUUUUUCUCUCUUUUUAGUGUUUCAGUUCUCAUGUUGGGGAGGGAUAGGCUUCCCUAACUUUCAUCCUUAAAAUAUGUCAAAGCCCAAACCUUGAAGACACACAGCCUGUAGGGACCUGGUUCCUCCAUCCAAGGACACGGGUGGCACUGUGGUCUAAACCACUGAGCCUCUUGGGUUUGCCAAUCGGAAGGUUGGCGGUUCAGAUCCCCACAACAGAGUGAGCUCCCGUUCCUCUGUCCCAGCUUCUGCCAACCUAGCAGUUCAAAAGCAUACCAGUGCAAGUAGAUAAAUAGGUACCGCUGCGGCGGGAAGAUAAACAGUGUUUCCGUGAACUCUGGUUUCUGUCACGGUGUUCUGAAGCGGUUUAGUCAUGCUGGCCACAUGACCUGGAAAGCUGUCUGUGGACAAAUGCCGGCUGCCUUGGCCUGAAAGCGAGAUGAGCAGCGCAACCCCAUAGUCGCCUUUGACUGGACUUAACCGUCCAGGGUUCCUUUAUGUUUACCUUUUUGCCUAUCCAAGGGCUGUAAGAGGAAUGCUUUCUUUGUUCAUGCCUCCUUAUUCUAAGAUUCAGUAACUUAAAAAAGUUCAUUAGUCAAUGUAGCCGAGUGUUGUCUACACCAGGGCAGCCCGACUAUUUAUGCCAAGGGGGUUGCAAGAGAGCUUUGACACGGAACCCGCAUCUUGUCAUGUGUGGGGUGGCCUGAGACCCUGGCAGGGUCCCAGAGUCCAUCAAAAAAGGCCCAAAGACUGCUUGUUGGACUGUCCUAGUCUAUCUGGACUGGUAGUGUUUAUCCAGGUUUAUCCUGCAAGGAAGAUUUUUUGUCACUGAGCCACUUCUCUUCCCUGGAGCCUUUAAAAGCCAGAGUUUUUACUUUUUAUUUUCAUAUUGAUCAUGAUCAUAACGAUGCAAUUUAGCAAAACAAAAUUAGCACAGAAAAGCACAUUCAAAAGUGUUUUAAAGAGACGAUAUGCCAGGAGUAAUUUUCAUAGUUUUCCUUGAAAACAUAAAAAAAAUAAAUGCAGAGCAGACCCCAGAGCUGUGGGCUGGAGACCUAAUAUUUUGCAGUGCUCGUCUGGUUACUUUUCCACUCCUAAUUGAGGCUGAAAGUGUUUUGGCUAAUGUUAGAAUUUUUGGAAGACUGGAUCGAAACCAUCAUGUUAAAGAGAGCUCCUUCUUGCUUUCAAAACUUAUUUUAAAACAUACCAGUUGUUGAAGCCUGUUUUGUUGACUUAUUCUCUUUACUGACUUUUGUCUCUUCUAGGGAGUACACCCAGUCACUGACCAUGGAUAAAAAGAAGAAGAUCUUGAUACUUGGAUCUGGCUAUGUCUCGGGGCCUGUGAUAGAAUACCUCACGAGAGACCCCAACAUUGAAAUAACAGCAGGUUUGUAAAUAACACCGUAGCAUUAGAAGCACAAAGGAGUUGAGAGUGUUGCCUUUGUAUAAGUAAAUAUUUCCUGUUUAAAGUCCCAACAUACCUGAUACUCAGAUCAGUGCUCCUUAUUUUUCAUUACAAAGUACAGCCAUUGGGUGAGAUCUAGCAUUGUAGCUCCAUACGCUUUUCGCUCACAUGAGGCCAUAAUAUUAAUAAUAAUAAUAAUAAUACAUUUAUUUAUACCCUGCCCAUCUGGCUGGUUUUCCCCAGCCACUCUGGGCAGCUCCCAACAGAAUAUUAAAAACACAAUAAAACAUCAAACAUUAACAACUUCCCCAAACAGGGCUGCCUUCAGAUGUCUUCUAAAAGUCAGAUAGUUGUUUAUUUCCUUGACAUCUGAUGGGAGGGAUUUCCACAGGGCGGGCGCCACCACCGAGAAGGCCCUUGGCUUACAUACAAUAAAUAUAUCCACAUAGUAGAACAUGGCAACAUGAAUUGUAUAAAACAAUUAACAAAUCAUCAGUAAAACAGCCACCUUCUGUAAAAUACUCUUAACGAAACAAAAAAAUAGGCUAAAAAGGACAACCCCAGGAAAAGUCACAUUAUAAAAUUUGCAAAGCAUUACAGCUCUCCAAAUCCACAAAACAAGAUUAACAGCAUUAACAAACCAACAGCCAAAAUCAAACCAAGCACUGUUGAAUUCACACACAAACUCUCCCCGUGCCUAUGACUCGUAGCCUUCCACUCAGUUCAUCGAAAGGCAAAUACACAUCAUGCCCAUGGAAGCAACUCCAUUUUGAAGGCUUCUAGGGCUCUGAGGGCUGGGAUUUCUGCUCAUGUGGGGAGAGUUACACUGAUGGAAAGGGCCUUUCUAAGUUCACAGGUUUCCUUGAGUACAAAGGCUCCUUCUGUUCACAGAGUGACUGCAUUGGCCCAUUUUUUAUGUCACAGUAAACUGUAGUAAAUUUGCAUGCCACAGUAAACCGUAGUAAAUGGCUUUCUGUGAAUGCGCUUCUCUAGGCUCCUUUGCUCCCCUCCAUUAGCACAUGGAAGAAACAAACCACAGACUGUUUUCUACAUAUUGUGGUUUGUUGAGGGUGAAAUAAACCCUGACUCAGAUAUAAUGCUCAGCCAGGUAUUGUGGUUUGUUUCUCCACAGUAGGAAGAGAGGCUCAAAGGAGUUUGACUGGCUCAUGUAUGGUUUACUGUGACGUGUACCUACUGUAUCCUGUCUGUUAGGCACUAUGUCUUAAGGAAGCUGGUCAAAGCAGAAAGGCAAGCGGGUGUCUCGAAGGAGAUGGCUGUGGACUUGGUUUCAUCUUCUGUGUGUCUUGAAGCCUGAAUGUAUACGUACAUUAGAUACUUGCCCGAGAGGGAAACAAACAGUGCAAUAUCUUUUGCAAAUCCAGAUUUUCAACAUCUUACAUGGAAUGGUUAUCUGCUUCUGAGCCUUAUUAUUGGAAGACAUUGUUUUCCUUUCUGUUUCUAUAGGUUAUUUUAUGAACUUUCCCAGAUCCUAUAUUAGCAUAAUUUUUUCAGAAUAACAACACAGAGAUUUGAAAGCUAACAGAUCGGAAACUCAGGCUAUUAAAAUAAAUAAAUCUGAGUAUUUCAGGCACAAUUCCAUCAUGUUCUCAACAGUCACGAGUGCUAUAAAUUUAGUUUGUUUAAACAAGACCUCUAGUUAGCAAGCUGUACCAAAGGCUGGCUGUCAAACAUGGCCUGCUGGCUAUUACAAUGCCCACCUCUGUUGGUGGAGACUUUCGUAGGAGUGAGUGGCUUAGAGCUUCUAAGACCUAGCCAUCUUUUAGUUUUUCAUUCGUUGAUCUUCUUGAUUUCUUUCCCCCACUAACAGUUUCUUCGUUGAGCCUUUAUCCUAGAACAGGUACUGCUUUGCCUGCAUGGAUUAGCUUAGUUUUAGUUGGGUCUUGCAAAGUUCUGGAAUGGAUUUACCAAAACUGAGUGGGUGACUUUGGGUCGGUCACAGCCUCUUAACCUACCUCGCAGGGUCAUUAUAGGGAUUAACCUGGGGGGGGGGGGAGACCAUGUAUUCCUUGAAGACAAAGGUGGGAUGUAAAUGCAAAGAAAUAGGCUUAAGAAUAGGCUUAAGACGGGACGUGGGUGGCGCUGUGGGUUAAACCACAGAGCCUAGGACUUGCUGAUCAGAAGGUCGGCGGUUCAAAUCCCCGCGACAGGGUGAGCUCCCGUUGCUCGGUCCCUGCUCCUGCCAACCUAGCAGUUUGAAAGCACGUCAAAGUGCAAGUAGAUAAAUAGGUACUGUUCUGGCGGGAAGGUAAACGGCAUUUCUGUGUGCUGCUCUGGUUCGCCAGAAGCAGCUUAGUCAUGCUGGCCACAUGACCCGGAAGCUGUACGCCGGCUCCCUUGGCCAAUAAAGUGAGAUGAGCGCCGCAACCCCAGAGUCAGUCACGACUGGACCUAAUGGUCAGGGGUCCCUUUACCUUUACCUUUACCUUUAAGAAAGCUGAAGGCCCAGUCGGAUGGAGAUCUUAGCCUGGUAUCCAGAAAUCUCCAUGUGGUCGCAAUUGGACCUGUGGCAAUUGCAAAAUGCGUCUGAUCCCUUGGGAAUUUCUAACACUGGGCGAAAGGGAGGGGUCCUGGGAAUGUGGAGUCCCGAAGGCUCCCUUGGCAGCUGGACAGAGGAGGGGGUGGAGAAGGGGGUUCAUUCUUCCUGGUGGCAAUAUGUCACAAUUUUAUACAGAAAAGGGGAAUCUACCAGUAAAGAAAAUCCACCCCCUCAUCAAAAAAAAUAUUCCAUGACACACUCUUUAAAACAAGGAAGAGCAGCAACCCAUGCUAUCCGGGGUCCAGUUAAUUUCUCUGAAAGCUUCUAAAUUUAAACCAGGCACCCCUCCCCCCGUUUUAUACAGAAUUAGUCCUGCCGAGGUUGCAUGACACUACAUGACUAAGUUGUCUAAAACUUGCUGAGAGGUUGAUUGAAUGCUUAUUUAAUGGGAGCUCAAGAGGAGGAAGUCUUGUCUACCGCUUUCAGCCAAUGUUCUUGCUCUACGACAGCAUCUGUCAUGAAGAAACAACUUGAGCAGCUGGCUAAGAAAUACAGCAACGUUGUUCCUGUCGUUGUGGAUGUCACCGAAGACGAGAAGAGAUUAGAGGCCAUGGUGAAGAAGCACAACCUUGUUAUCAGGUCAGUAUGUUCUGGUGAUCGCAUAGAUCAGGGGUCAGCAAACUUUUUCAGCAGGGGGCCGGUCCACUGUCCCUCAGACCUUGUGGGGGGCCGGACUAUAUUUUGGAAAAAAACAACGAAUGAAUUCUUAUGCCCCAAAUAACCCAGAAAUGCAUAAUAAAAGGCCACAUUCUACUCAUGUAAAAAAACCCAGGAAGGCCCCACAAAUAACCCAGAGAUGCAUUUUAAAUAAAAGGACACAUUCUGCUCAUGUAAAAACACACUGAUUCCCGGACUGUCCGCAGGCUGGAAUUAGAAGGCGUUUGGGCCGGAUCCGGCCCUGGGCCUUAGUUUGCCUACCCAUGGUGUAGGUGCUUCAGGGAUUCCCCAUGGUGUGGGUGCAAUGGGCCAGGUUAGCUCUUGACGAUUUUACCUGGUAGUGAUGGUACUGAACUUCAGGCUAGAAGAGGAUGCUUUUGUGGAAAAGCCCAAAAUGCAACUACCGGGUGUUCCUUCAUGUGUUAACGCUUUUAAAAGAUGCACUGAAGUGUGUAUUUGAGAGAGAAGCCCAUUCUUUCAACUGCAUGCUUGACAAGGAUACUGCAGAACUGGUUGUGGCUCCCUCAUUCAUGGGUGACCCUUUCAUUUUAUCAUCAUUAUAAAAACCAGGACUUAAUAUUUUGCAUGGAAUUGUCUUCCCCAUACUGUGCUACACAUAGGUUGUCCCUUGAGGUGAAUGACCAUGCAGGAAUGGUUCCCUUGUUGGUAACAUGCCUCUUGAGAGCCAGUGUGGUGUAGUGGUUAAGAGCGGUAGACUAGUAAUCUGGUGAACCGGGUUCGCUUCCCCGCUCCUCCACAUGCAGCUGCUGGGUGACCUUGGGCUAGUUACACUUCUUUGAAAUCUCUCAGCCCCACUCACCUCACAGAGUGUUUGUUGUGGGGGAGGAAGGGAAAGGAGAAUGUUAGCCACUUUGAGACUCCUUCAGGUAGUGAUAAAGCGGGAUAUCAAAUCCAAACUCUUCUCUUCUUGAGAGUCAAGGAUAGAGCAGGUCACCCUAAGUUCACAUUUUUCUUUUUAGCUUACUGCCUUACGCAUUCCAUCCUGUGGUUGCUAAGAAGUGCAUUGACAACAAGGUGAAUAUGGUUACUGCCAGUUACCUGACACCUGCUAUGAAAGAGCUGCAGGAAAGGUAAGUCUGUCUUAUGUUCUCCCUGCUAAAGGGAGAAAGCAACCCUGUAUCAGGAAUUUUAAAAUGUCUAACGUUUUACAAUUUUUAAUGUGCUGUAAGCCACCCAGAGUGGCUGGGAAAACCCAGCCAGAUCUUUCAUGUACAUCUCUUGACUCGAUGCUGGAACAUGCAUUGCGAAAAUAGUGUCACUGUGGCAAGUACCACUGCUUGCACCCAUUCAGCAACCAUUCCUCAAAGGUCCCUUUUUACAGUCCACUGGUGGCUCAGAACUCAUGAUAUAGAUAACAGGUGGCACCUAGGUAAAGGUAAAGGGACCCCUGACCAUUAGGGCCAGUCGUGACCGACUCUGGGGUUGCAACACUCAUCUCGCUCUACUGUCCGAGGGAGCCAGCGUACAGCUUCCGGGUCAUGUGGCCAGCAUGACUAAGCUGCUUCUUGCAAACCAGAGCAGCGCACGGAAACGCUGUUUACCUUUCCACCAGAGCAGUACCUAUUUAUCUACUUGCACUUUGACGUGCUUUCGAACUGCUAGGUUGGCAGGAGCAGGGACUGAGCAACCAGAGCUCAUCCCGUCGCGGGGGUUCGAACCGCCGACCUUCUGAUCAGCAAGUGCUAGGAUCUGUUGCUUAACCCACAGCGCCACCCGCGUCCCUUCAGGUGGAAGCUGCACACAUAUAAAAAUGCUUUAAAAAAAAGUUUUGAAAAAUACAUUGAAUUUGGCGACUCCACAGAGUCUUUAGCAAAGGCAGCUAGUUUAAACUUUACUGAUGCAAAUGAAAGGCGCAGUCAUAUUUUCUAAGUUCUGUUCAAGUGUGCAGAGCAAUGGGAGAAGGGCGACCUGUUCCUCCUUGCUCUGCUUAUAAAAAAGGGGUGCACAGAUUCAGUUGUCUGGAUGUGGGUCCCCUAUCUGUACUCAUAUUGUCUGUGAACCAUUGAGCUUGAUUUGUGUUUCGGUGCCUCCCAAGUGUCCCAAUUGAAGCGGGACAUCCCAGAUUGACAGAGCGAUGCUGUGCCUCAAUUUCCCCAUUGGAAAUCUUGGGGGCAUGUUGUUUUGGUCUGUAAAGAUGCCCUGUUACAGGAUUCUUGUUUUGAAAUGAUACACCCUCUUAUUUCAGUGUCGAGGUGGCUGGCAUUACCGUUAUCAGUGAAAUGGGUCUGGAUCCUGGGCUUGAUCAUAUGCUGGCGAUGGAGUGUAUUGAUAAAGCGAAAGAAGUGGGGGCUACGGUAAGCUUAAUAAGUAAUCAAUCUGUUCAGAGGUCUUCCCCUCUGCACCGCUCCUAUUCUAUAAUACCUCCUUUGUUGUGGGUUUAUCAGCUGUCACCCACUGGGCUUAGAACAUCCCACUCCUUCCAGCCCUUCCCAGCUCCAAAUCUAAAAUUUUGUAUUUUCUUCCUUUUUCACUUACGCAUCAGCUACUGCCUCACACAGAGACAGGGUGGUAGAAUAGAAGUGAAGUCCAGGCAAUUUCCUUUGAAUUCCUUUAAAAAAUAAAUUUAAUUAAAUGGGUUUUCAGAUUAAAACUUUACAGUCACGUAUCCAACGUACAACAUAGAAACAAGAUUCCAAAGAAUCUCCUGGACUUCCCUUCCUCCCCUUUGUGGUUCCUAUUGUUAAUUGUUUCCUUCUGCAUCUUUUAUAAUAACCUCUCCAUUAUGUCCAAAAUUCACCAUUAAACUACAAGUGUUAUUCCAAUCCUACUAACGAUUUUAACUGGUUAGAAUGGUUUUUAAGAUAAACUAUAAAUUUUCUCCAUUCCUUAUUAAAAUUUUGGUUUUCCUGAUUUCUGAUUCUUCCGGUCAUUUUAGCCAUUUUGGCAUAAUCCAUCAGCUUGAUCUGCCAUUGUUCUCUGGUAGGGUCUUUAUCAUCUUUGCAUCUCUGGGCCAAUAUGGAAUUCCAUAUAGGAGUACGAUUGCACACAGGGGAUCCAGCUAAUAUAAAUCAAGAUUAAGGGUUCAGUCCUAUAGGCCAGAAGUGGGGAACCUGAGGGCCAUGUUCCCUUCUGUUCAGCCUUUUGAGGGCCACUUGCCAGGUGGGUGGAGCCAGAGGCAAGUGUUCUGUACAGUUGGCUAUUUUCCACAAACACACCCUCUUGCAAUCCCCUCGGUGUCAUCUAUCCAGACAAGCAACAGGCAAGAUCAGAGUUCAAGGACUCAAUCCAGUCAGGGACAACACUCGGGGUGUGAAGCAGGACCAACUGAGGGGCACGACCUGGAGAAAGUUCCAGAGAAAGGAGCCUAGAGGCCUGGACCUGAGGGUCCACACACUAAUGGCAAAAUAAAUGGAACGUAUUUUAUUGAUAAAAAUAUUUGUAUGCCUCUCACUCAUAACAAGAUGGCGAACAACUGUAUACAGUGGUACCUCAGUUUUUGAAUGUCUCCAUUGAUGAACGUUUCGGUUUUCGAAUGCCAUAAACCCGGAAGUAAAUGCUUCCAUUUUCAAACACGCCUCAGAAGUUGAAUGGCUUCCACUGGUUUAUAUGUUACUUUUCUCAAUUUUCUCUAUUAAAGUUGCGGACUGCCAUUUGCGCCUCGGUUUUUGAAAGUUUCUGCACUCGAAUGGUCUUCCGGAACAGAUUACGUUCAAAAACCGAGAUACCACUGUAUAAUGAUACUAUGAAACAUUAUAAAUAAAAAUGACUGACUCGUCUAGAAAAUAUGAGUUUUUAUCAAUAGUAUCUCUUGGAGUGGUGAAUGGCACUAUAUAUAGUGGGAAGAAACUCCAAUGACAAUCCUUGUUUUUACAUAUUUUUACAUGGUUGUUUAUUUGCAUAGAUUUUAAAAUAUUAUAUAUGGAUGUUUUAGGAUGGCCUGUACUUGUAAUGCCUAAUAAAGGUUUGGUGAAGUAAAGUAGAAAAGAUUAAAAUGAUUUAGGGCUUCCAUAUGUCCUGAUUUUCCUGGGAUUUCAAAGGCGGAAUUAACUGCCUGGGGUGGGGGGCGAGGUUCGAAAGGCAGUGCAUUGUCCUGGAUCUUAGGCAAGUCAAUCAAAAAAUCACGGGUUUUUUUGGUGAUUUUGUAAAAAAAAGUUCCAACAAUUUUGGAAGCUCAGCAACUUUUGGGGUGUCCUGGUUUUUACUUCUUGACAUAUGGCAACCCAUGAUAAGUGAAUAGGCCUGUCAGCAGUGGUAUUUUUCUAGAAAGGGUUACCAGAACUCACCAUAAGCAGCUCCCAGGUUCUCCUAAAAUGGUGCUCGCCUGAGAGGUGCCGGAAAUUAGUUCCGGCAAGUUCCGGCUACAGAAAAGCCCUGCCUGUCAGCACAUGUUUUCAAGAUGUGCCUGGAAAUUCACAGCGAAGAUGGCAGCCGAAGACAUACAGUGGAAGACAUUCCACUCAUAUGGAAGCCCCCAUGAGUUCUGCAAGGCUUAGUCCUUGGUACAUGAGUCCCAUGUUCUAGGUACAUUAGUUCAGGGGAAAGUUGACUCUGCCCCCCCACAGCUGUGUUGGGCCUGUGGGGUGAUGAGCAUCUGUCUGCUUCCAGACUAGGAGGCAGCUGGGAUGUUGGAGAACUGUUAUGGCCAUGGGGUGGACUUGUAUCAAUCUUUUGGCCUGCUCUGGUAACUAGCGUGUUGUCAUCUGUUUUGCUGUGUUGCAAAUAUAUUGUACGUUGCCUCAAGUAGGUCAUUUUGUAAACAAAGUAUGGAUACUGCUAAAUGAAGACUUGGGUAUGGAAUUGCAGGCUCAGCAAUGCAGAAUAAAGCUGUGCCGAAUGAACCUGGAGCUUUUGGACGGAUAUAGUUUAAUUGGAGACAACUCCUUUUCUUCAUCUGCAGGUGGUGUCUUACACUUCCUUCUGUGGUGGCCUGCCUGCUCCGGAACAUUCUGGCAACCCCUUGAGAUAUAAAUUCAGCUGGAGUCCGCAGGGAGUCCUGCUCAACACCGUUCAACCUGCCACGUAUUUAAAAAAUGGAGAGGUGAAGUUGUCUUCAUAUACCUGUUAAAAUGCAGAGAUGGGGAAUCACUAAGUCUAAUAAUAAUUGAUGAGUUAUUUUCCUGUCUUUUCUCCUUGACUGAAUGUACCGUGCUUAGAAUUAAGGCACAGAGUGCCUCUGAGUGCAGUCGUAGCCUUGGGAUUUAUUUUUUUGUGUUGGAAUCAUUCUCACAGUCCUGCCACACACAAAAACACAAUCCUGUCCCGUCCCCCCAGCUUUCAUUUUAGCAACCUAAUCUCUCUGUAAAAUAUUUUUUCAUUAAACAAUUGGGAGUCGAAGUCUUUGCCAAUCUACUGUUAGGCCCCCAGAGACCUGUCAGUAGUUCCUAGGCUACCUUCUGCCCACCCUGUUUUAGGCUACAUACCCUCCAACAUUUCUCCAAUGAAAAUAGGGACGUCCCAUUCCUUAACGAUAAUUUUACUAUUUAUACCCCACACAUCUGACUGGGUUGACCCAGUCACUCUGGGCAGCUUCCAACAUAUAUAAAAACAUUAAAAAAGAACACUUCCCCAUACAGGAUUGCCUUCAGACGGCUCAGGGGUCAGAUAACGCCAUACCCUCCAACAUUUCUCCAAUGAAAAUAGGGACAUCCUAAGGAAAAGUGGGACAUUCCAGGAUUGAAUCAGAAACCGGGACGGCUUCUGUAAAUCAGGGAUGUCCCUGGAGAAUAGGAACACUUGGAAUGUCUGAGGCUAUAAUUCUGAGUGCCCUGUUAUCUCAGGCCAAGUGAGCAAGGCCAAGGCACCAGGCCUGUAUCAUUGCCCAUGCAUCUAUUCUCCUGUUGUAGCGAUCUGGUUCAACCAGUUCUACUGGAGUUCAAAAUGUGCAGAAGCACCUCGGGGUUCAUGUUCUUGUAUUUUAUUUUUAUGAGUACGAUUAGUAGAAGAGUGCCUGUCUCUUAUUUUCUUGUUUUCUAUGACAACUCCAUGUAGAUGCUCUCAUUUAAAAUGCAUUUCUGCAUUUAUUUAUAACUCACCCUACUGAGGUCUUCUGUGGUUAUCAAAUUAAAAAGACCAAUAACAUUAAUAUCCUUAGAAUUGGGGUCAUUGUGAGGUUCUGUAGCCAUGAGCUGUUACCGUGGACUCUGAUUAUUUCCCAGGUUUACUCAUCCCAUGUAUAAACUUUGCUGUCAGAUGGGAUUGUUCUAGGUUGCAGUCUGAAGUAGUCCAAUCAGAUAACUUAAGAUCACUUCUGAAAUUUUACGAGAUACCAUUGGUGUCUAAAUAGCUCUGAGCAUAAAUAUCUCUGUGUCUCCAAAGCCUUAACAUGAGUUUGCAGAGUUGUAAUAUGAGAGAUGUGUUUAUUGGCUGCUUGAGCCAGGCAGGGUUCAAGAGCUGGAGCCUAUGCAUACCCUGAAUUCACUUAAACGUCAUAAUCUUAACACAAUUUAUUCCUGUGACUUUCAGUGAUGUUGUAAUUCCAUGUGACACUUGCAUUUUUGAAUGUUUAGGAUCAAAGUUUAUAAUCAUUCCGGUUUAAGACACCCCAGAACCGAGCAAUUUUUAUUGCGAAGAACUGGUUUGCUAAACUGAACGUUACGCUGUUAAUCUUAUAAACUAAAUAGUUUUGAAUGGAUUCUUGUUGAGAGCCUGGAGGAUAUGUUUGCAUAGGUAGUUAUACUGAGAGGUGUGGAGGGAAAACAGGAAGUUGAGGAUGGGUUUGGGAUCCUCCUGCGUAGAAAUGAAAGGAAUCCACAGUCUGCCUUCUCACGGGAGACGGACAUUUCUGAAUAGGGACUUGGUGCUUGUGAGGACUCCUGUUAUAAAACAUAGUACUGACUAUUGUUUUUCACAAUCCUUAGAUUAUUAAUAUUCCAGCCGGAGGAGCUUUGCUUGAUUCUGUUACUGUCAUGGAUUUUUUCCCAGGAUUAAAUUUGGAAGGUUUUCCAAACAGGGACAGUACAAAAUAUGCCAAACCCUAUGGCAUUCAGUCAGCUCACACUCUCUUAAGAGGAACAUUACGAUACAGGGUAAGUAUGCUUGGUACCGUGAAGGUCAUGGGGAAGUCCAGGUGAACGUAUGUUAUGGUUUUUAUCCAUUAAGAGAAAAUUCAGCUGGGGUGGGAGGUUCUGUAAAUGGCUGAUAUGCCAAGCUUAGCUUGUGGCUGUGCUUAUGUAAUAAAAUAUUGUAAAAAUGUGAGGGUGUAGAGCGCACCCAUUCUACUUUGUGCGAGUUUCGGAUGAAGAUUGUCCUGUGUGCCCUUAACUGUGAUCUCACCUGUAGUUUUAGAAAUCAUUUGACACGGUGCUUUUUUUCUAUAAAAAAACCCAUCACGUUUAGGGGUAUUUUCAUUUUGACUCAAGAAAAUCAUCAUUUUAUAGUUCAAAUAGGGAAAAAUAAAUAUUGUAAAUGGACAAAAGUACAAAGAUUCACAAAAUGUUUAGGGGUAUGCGUACCCCUGUGUCCCACCCACCCCCAGAAAAAAAAGCACUGAUUUAAUGUGUCAAGACAAAUGCAGUUGUUAUAUAAGGGAUUGUUAUCUUGACUGGAAUAUAAUUAAAAUUAAUAAGAUUUUGGAACGCAGAAAUAAAGUAAAUCAUCAAACCAUCAAUGCUAGCACGCGGGGGGCCACCUAAAUUAUAUCAUUUGGUAUUUUAAUGAUUGGUAUUAAAAAUUGGCAUUGUUAUAAUGAGGCUAUUAUUGGAUUAUUGUAAUUGAAAACUAAUAAAAAAUAUUAUUAAAAAAACUGAUCAGCCGUAGCUCACCCUUUUCAUGCACAAGGUAUUGGGUUCGAUGGAAAGAAUCUUUGCGCUGUGAAAAUGUUCUGUGAGAGAUUUAUGUGAGAUCUUGGGAGAAUAAUUGCUAAUCGGGGGAGGAAAUAUUGAGUUAGAUCAAGGUCAGCUAAUCUGUGACCCUCUAGAUGCCGUUGGGCUACAACUCCCAUCAUCCCCGCAGGGGUGGUCUUUGUUCUAUCAAAAUUCAAUGGUGCCCUGUGGCGAGGCUAAAAUUUGCCUUCCAUCCUGCUCAAGUCACUGUGUCACAGUUACAGCGCCCCCUAGGCUGGGAACCCAGUGCAGCGGAACUGGUCCUGUUGUCCUAAUUUUCAUUUUCAUUUCACCUUCAAUUUGUAUACUGCCUUUCUAUUUUACUACACACAAGGCAGUUUGCAGCAACAAAAUACACAACCAGGAACUCGCACCUUGUAAUAUAACCUGAUCCCAUACAGAAAGUCACAAUAAAACAUAACUUUAAAAUGGAACGACUUGUAUCAAAUAAAGUAAUGUUCAAUAAUUAUUCGACUGUAAUAGUGCACAAUAAAAUUAACUCUUGAAACAUCGGCAAACAAUAACAAAACACGAAUUCAGUCUUAACCGUUACAAUGAAUAAUUACGAAACUGUGAUCAAUAAAAAUAACUGCAAGUCACAGUGCAUAAAAUACCAAAAUGCAUGCAGAACUAUCCACCCCAAUCCCUAACCAUUGGUCAUGCAGUAGUUGGCAUCCCAACAACAUAAGGAGGGGCACAAGUUCUCCACCUCUGGGUUAGAUUGACCCAUGGCCUGACAACACAAUUGUAUGUAUGCUUGUUUAUUUUAUUUAAAUUAUUUUAGCACCCUAUCCAAUUUCAGGGUGGCUUACAACAGCAGGAAAAGCAUAGCAAGGCACUUAUUGCACGAGAACUGUGUGUGCAAAAGCCAUCUUCAGAUUUGUUGCAUGUCGUUUGCUGACUUCUGUCGAAAUACCUAUGCAGGCAUAUCGAAGGAAAGCUCAAAUGUUGGAAUGGGAGGGAAACCAUGUUGGUAGAUUUCUGGUGUCACAUAUGAGUUUGGCAUGUUGCUCCCUGUGUUCUGUGGCAGUUUCUAACCCCCCCCUUUCUUCCAGGGUUAUUCUAAAGCUAUUGGAGGCUUUGUGAAACUAGGACUGAUAAAUUCAGAGCCGUGUCCUAUGCUCAGCGCAACAGCAGCUUCUAUAACCUGGGUGAGUGUUCCUUUCGUGGUCCAAAAGAAGGCUGCAGCUGAGGCAUGUGUGAAAUGGAUUCGCUUUGUAUUUUGCCAUCUACACCUAUAAUUAUUUUGAAAUCCAGUGUUCACACAACAGUGGGCUAUCCCAUUCCUGACAACAAAGCUCUGUUUGCACAGCCAAUGGCUGUACCUUAUGCCCUUCUCAUAAAGGUAAAGGGACCCCUGACCAUUAGGUCCAGUCGUGACCCGACUCUGGGGUUGCGGCGCUCAUCUCGCUUUAUUGGCCGAGGGAGCCGGCGUACAGCUUCCUGGUCAUGUGGCCAGCAUGACUAAGCCACUUCUGGCGAACCAGAGCAGCGCAAGGAAAUGCCAUUUACCUUCCCGCCGGAGCAGUACCUAUUUAUCUACUUGCACUUUGAUGUGCUUUCGAACUGCUAGGUUGCAGGAGCAGGGACCGAGCAACCGGAGCUCACCCUGUCGUGGGGAUUCGAACCACUGACCUUCUGAUCGGCAAGUCCUAGGCUCUGUGGUUUAACCCACAGCGCCACUCGCGCCCGCCCUUCUCAUAGCCCACCCCUUUUCACAUUUCUACUUUGAAUGUGGACCGUUUCUACUAUUGCACAAAAAAGCUGGUGUUCGUCACCUGCAGUUUUCUUAAGGUGCAAAUGUUUGUACUUUCAACGUUCUGACUAUUGGAUGGUGAUCUGUUACUAUUAUUUAUAUAUAUAUUUACCCAGAAAGAACUUAUGUGCAGGCUACUUGGACUUAAGCAGUCUGCCACAUAUGAUGAUCUUCGAAAUGCCGUCUACAAUAAACUGAAUGAGGAUGCAAGGCAGCUGGAUGCGGUCGAAUGGUAGGAGAUUUCGGGAUUGACCUUUCCCCACAUUUCCCCCCCUUUAAAGUGCCUCUCUAGCAAGGCCAGCCCACUCAUGAGAUAAGGUGAGGCAGCAUAGAUCCACAGGGGUACAGCAGAUCCCAAUGUAGAUCUUCAUUCUCCCGCUUGUUUCUGAUGUAGACCUUUACAGUGGUGCCUCGCAAGACGAAAUUAAUUCGUUCCGCGAGUUUUGUCGUCUUGCGAUUUUUUUUAUCUUGCGAAGCACGGUGUCGGGAAAGUUUUGGAAAAGCUUCAAAAAUCACCAAAGUCUUUAAAAACCUCAAAAAAGGCUACCACACCGCGUGCUAUGAGUUGCUCCUCGAAGUAAAGUCGCAACUGUAUUAACGGUGUUAAGAAAAAGGAAACAAACUUGCAAGACGUUUCCGUCUUGCGAAGCAAGCCCAUAGGGAAAAUCGUCUUGCAAAGCAGCUCAAAAAACCAAAAACCCUUUCGUCUAGCGAGUUUUUUGUCUUGCGAGGCAUUUGUCUUGUGAGGUACCACUGUACUAACCUCCUCCUUCCCUGGCAGGGAGGUGAGCGCCAUUUUGUGGUUGGCCUCAGGUGCCCAAAUGACUUGGGCCAGACCUGUUCUCUAUCAUCCAGGCAUAAGAGACUAGUUAAAAUGGCUAAGAGUAGCCUGCCAAUUCCCAGAGAGCCAGUGUGGUGUAGUGGUUAAGAGCAGUAGACUCGUAAUCUGGUGAACCGGGUUCGCGUCUCUGCUCCUCCACAUGCACCUGCUGGGUGACCUUGGGCUAGUCACACUUCUUUGAAGUCUCUCAGCCCCACUCACCUCACAGAGUGUUUGUUGUGGGGGAGGAAGGGAAAGGAGAAUGUUAGCCGCUUUGAGACUCCUUCGGGUAGUGAUAAAGCGGGAUAUCAAAUCCAAACUCCUCUUCUUCUUCUUCCCAUUUCUUAAAAGCAUGUUUCAAAGUGAAACAUUUGGUGUGAAACUUCAAUCUUCAGCAGCUCGAUUUGCAUGCAGGCCACUGGCUUGAUGAUGUUGUUACGUGAUACUGUUCUUCAUUUGCAUGCUUCAUUUUGGCUGUAAGGCCGCAAAUGCAUAACUGUUAUGUACUGAAGUUCUCACCCUGGGCCAGCAGGGGGAUACUGUAGAUAGUUAUGCAAAUAAGGGAUAGAAAGUGAUGUUCAGUGAUUGGAUAGUUUUAGAAAAUUGUUACAGUUGCGUUCUAGUGGAGCUCUAUAUAAGCAGGCUGGCUGAACCCUUCAGUUCAGUUCUGUUCUGGCCUGUGAAUAAGCAAGAGCCGUUUGAAUAAUCGCUGUGUCGUUUGAUAUGUUCACCCACAACUUAACAAUAACGAUAGAAUAAGAUUAUAAAGCAAGCGAAUCCAAUAAAGCAGUAUCAGCAAUCAAAAUAAUUACGGUGACGUAGUCGGGUGUACUUAACCUUCUCUUUUCUCUGCAUAUAUCUUGAUAGAACGUAAGUAAAAACUGAAAAGGAAAAUGCAAGCUGAUUGCAGAAGUUAGGUUAUGCAUGGCAACACUGGAGGUGUAGCCCCAGGGCACGGCACUGUAAUAAAGAUGCCAAUUAAGAUGUGAGGAGGAUCAUUGCAUCUGCUUUGCUUUCUCCUGACACACCAGUUGCCUGACCCAAAUUGCGAUGUGGUGGCAUCCCAUUCUUCUCGCUUUGCGACCAUGGGCUCGAGCUGCGGCUCUCAGUUUUUUGGGAGAAGGUCCUGGGCUUUUUCUGACAAAUGGUGCCUUGUCCCUGCUCUUUCAGGCUGGGGUUACUUGGAGAUGAGCCCGUUCCAAUAGCAGAAACAAUAGUCGGCGCACUAGCGAAACACAUGGAGGCCAAGUUGUCCUAUGGUAUGUGAAACACUCUCUGCUCGUGCUGGCUUUGACCUAUAGCUCAGGACUGCAAUACUCCGAGGACUGCAUCUCUCCAUAUGAACUUACCCGAACCCUGAGAUCCCUUUCUGAGGCCCUUCUGCAUGUGCCUCCUCCUUGAGAGGUCCAGAGGGUGGCAAUAUGAGAACAAGCCUUUUCUGCAGUAGCUGCCCGUCUGUGGAAUGCUCUCCCUGGGGAAGUUCGCCUGGUGCCUUCAUUAUAUACCUUUUUUAACCGAGUCUUUGGUUGAUUGACAUCCGAUGCCCUUUUAAAAGUGUUUGUGGAAGGGGAAGGGUUGUUGAGUUUGUUUCUAUUCAUGUUUUUAUUCUGUUUUUUGUGUUGCUUAUAUUGCAAUUUUAUGUGAAUUCCCCUGAGAUCUACAGGUAUACAAAUCUAAUAAAUAAUUGAUCUCUCCAUUUUAGCAUGUCUAGGCCAGAAUACUAAAACAAGCAACUUCAUUUUGUUCCUUCAGUCAAGACUGUUUAGCUCCCCAACCCCAUCCCAUUUAUUUUUAUAUUUUAUUUCUGGUUGGCCACAAUCGGAUAUCGGUGGAGAUGUCUACAUCAGUUAUGUUACAUUCUGCAACAUUCUACAUUUGGGAGGCGGAAAGAUGAAUUUGCUUCGCAAUCCAAAGCAGAGCUAAGGAGAACAGGGGUGGUAUCUUUCACACACUGAGUUUUUCUUGGGUUUUGUGCAGUUCACUGUUAAAGCUAUAGCUUGUUCAUCUUUUCUGACAACAGAAAAAGCAACAUAUUUCUGUUUUUCCUUUAGGUCCCGGAGAGCGCGAUAUGAUAGUCAUGAGGAAUGAAAUAGGAAUCAAACAUCCGUCCGGUCAUUUGGAAGACAAAUAUGUCAAUCUUGUGGUGUAUGGAGAUGAUAAAGGAUAUUCUGCAAUGGCUAAAACUGUAGGGUACCCGACUGCUAUCGCAGCAAAGAUGGUUCUCGAUGGUACGUACGGGUCUUUGUAAGUUGUGUGGUGCACCUGGUGUGUGUGGAAGGUUCUUUUAAGUAGUCUUCAAAUGUGCAAGUAUUGUUUUAGCCAAUGGGUACUGAAAUAAUUCUUAAAAGGCUGCAUCGUUAUUAUUAAUAUCCCUAUUAACAAACACUUGUGGGGCUUUUUUGUGUGUGUGGUUGUACAUGACAACACUCACCAGUAUGGAGUACUGGCACCUCUGUGUUUUUGCUCCCCAUGGCAGCCAUUUUGUGCUAGCAAAAUUGAGAUAAAUAAGACUUCCAGCACUUUUUUAUCCCCCCACCAAAGAAAACACCCCACUCCUCAUUUAUAAGUGUGAAUUAUAAAUCUUAAGUUCAUCACAGUGAUUCUGUGGUAAUGCAGUUCAUUGUAGUCCUCACAUUCACCACAGUUUUGUGUGCUAAGAUCCUUAUCACCCAUGUGAGCCAUCAUGUCACAUACGUGGGGCAAUUUCAGGGUUCCAGCACCCAGCAGGACCCAAUGUUGUUAUGCGUCCUGGACCCCCAGACCUCUUGGCACUCUGUAGAGAAGUGUGUUUGUGUUUGUUAUAAUUGAUUUUAGUGUUCAUACUGUUUUUGUAAGGUGUUUGGGGCCAUUUAUAUGAGGAAAGAGGUUAAUUGCAAUAAUUAAUAAUAUAAAGUGCAGGUAGACUCUGCCAUCUGGAAGUCCUUGUAGCUUUGCUCAGAGUAUUGCUGCCUGCCAAAGAGGAGGGAACUCGCAAGAGUUUGCGCAGGGUCCCAUCGGCCGGCAGCUGUAAACUGUAAGUGUAAGAGGAACUGGUUUGUUUUAAGAAUUGGUAGAUCUCUCAUGCCCAGUUUCUCCCAACUGAACCAUUUCAGAUGCUGUUGGACUACAUCUCCAAUUAUCCCUGUCACUGUGGUGUAGUGGUUAAGAGCGGUAGUCUCGUAAUCUGGUGAACCGGGUUCGCGUCUCCUCUCCUCCACAUGCAGCUGCUGGGUGACCUUGGGCUAGUCACACUUCUCUGAAGUCUCUCAGCCCCACUCACCUCACAGAGCGUUUGUUGUGGGGGAGGAAGGGAAAGGAGAAUGUUAGCCGCUUUGAGACUCCUUCGGGUAGUGAUAAAGUGGGAUAUCAAAUCCAAACUACUACUACUACUCCUCCUCUUCUUCUUCUUCUUCUUCUUCUUCUUCUUCUUCUUCUUCUUCUGUCUCUUGGACAUGCUGACUGGGGCUGAUAUGAGUUGGAGUCCAACAACUUUUGAAGCACCCCACGUUGGGGAAGCCUGCUAUAAGCGCACGUAAUUUCGCUGUUCCACUGUGAGCAGAGCGCCAGGACUUUGUUUUAGUGAGGCUUCAAUCCUUGUCACCCCACUUAAAUUGAAUUAAAUAGGACAUACUUCUAAGAAAACAUGGUGAGGAUUGCACUGUAAUGUUUUAAAAUAAUUGCCGUACAGGUUGCUUUUUUCUCUAUAUCUCCCCUUUAAAGAAGAAUUAAUCAAAUACAAGGGAUCUGGAGGGUGGCAACACAGGAAUGGCCUUUUUUGGGUUGGCUCUCCCAUUUGUGGAAUGCUCUCUUCAAAGAGGCUUGCUGGGCGCCUUCAUUACAUAGCUUUUAAGCGCCAGGUGAAAAUGUUUCUCUUCAACCAAGCGUACGGCUGAUUAACAUACCCUGGCCUUUUAAAUGUAUCUGUGGAAGGAGGUUAUUGGUUUGUUUUGCUUCUGCUUUUGUUUCAUUAUGUAUUUUGAAGUUUUAGGUUGCGAAUCGCCCUGUGAUCUUCAGAUGACGGGGUGGUAUACAAAUUUAAUUAAUGAUAACAGUGACAUUUUUCUCUUUAUGUUCCAGGAGAAAUUGACACCAAAGGCAUGGUCAUCCCAUUAACCAAGAAUAUUUAUGGACCAAUACUCGAACGGGUUCGAGCUGAAGGAAUUACCUACAGUACCCAGAGCGUUAUCAAACAAUAA
Messenger RNA from Podarcis lilfordi (Lilford's wall lizard), 35535 nucleotides. Lineage: Eukaryota; Metazoa; Chordata; Lepidosauria; Squamata; Lacertidae. The record is from the annotation of a GenBank genome assembly.